Molecule: messenger RNA, 1762 nt
Organism: Olea europaea var. sylvestris
Lineage: Eukaryota; Viridiplantae; Streptophyta; Magnoliopsida; Lamiales; Oleaceae
Product: probable E3 ubiquitin-protein ligase LUL4
Exons: 4
Coding region: 117-1373 (418 amino acids)
Biological process (GO): protein ubiquitination
Molecular function (GO): ubiquitin protein ligase activity
Source: RefSeq, a predicted model, not a curated record
CUACAACAAUGGGCAAUUGGGCAUACGGUAGAAACUUCAAAUACUCGUCUUCUCGUCUCCUAAUCAGACGAACAACUUUCCAACCAUUCCGCCACCGGCUGUGACUUCGACUACAAAUGGGCAUCUCGUGGAGUAAAAGGCAUCGCCACCACCAGAACCAUGUGAAUCAACACCAGCAACCUGGCACUCCAUACUCCUCUUAUGGCCCUUCUCUUCUGGUCAACCCUCUCGAACCAAUUCCAACACCGCCACCUCCUCCACCGCCGCCGUCUGCAUCAACACCCCAUACUUUCCGACCACAAACACCAGGCCAACCCCCUGAACCACCAAGCUAUUCCUUCGCAGCUAACGCCCCUUAUCAUGCACCCUCUUCAGCACAACAACACUUCCGCCCCGCGCAACUCCCUCCCCGUCCUCCACCGCCUCCUCCUCCUCCUCCUCCUCCUCCUCCUCCGUAUAUUCCUAACUACAACUAUAAUCACAACUACUCUAAUUACUAUUCUAGGCCGGUAAAUAACAUGGGUCAAUACUCCAACUACCGUCCGUCUUUCGUCCCCCAUAUGAGGUGGGGCCCAAUCCCUCCGCCGCCGCCAUCACCACCUCCAGUGCCUUACGUUGAUCACCAGAGUGCCAAGAAGAUCAAGAAUGAUGUGAAUAUUCACAAGGACACCAUCAGGCUUCAAGUAGAUGUGCUGAACCAAGAUUACCAACUGGUAACGUUCACUUUCGAUGCCUUGGUAGAUGGAAGUAUUACUAUCUUCUAUUUCGCCAAGGAGGGGGCCAACUGUACAUUCACUCCAGUGUAUCCUGAGAUUGUGCCUGUAAAAAUUCCAUUUCAAAAAGGAGUGGGCCAGAAAUUCUGUCAGCCUUCUGGAACUGGUAUUGAUCUAGGCUUCUUCGACAUUGAUGACUUGUCAAAGCCUUCCCCAGGAGAGGACAUUUACCCACUUGUUAUAUCAGCUGAGUCACAUGUGCUAUCCACCCCUGUGGAUGAACAGCCAUAUGUGGAAGUGGUGAAUACAUCACCCAAUGCACAAAUCACUCAGGCGGUCUUAGAAAGGAAAGAUGAAGGAAAUUUUCAAGUAAAAAUAAUCAAGCAAAUUUUGUGGACUGAUGGUGUUCGUUAUGAGCUGCGUGAGAUUUUUGGCAUCAGAAGUCCAGAUGAAACAGCAAUCAGUGACGUGGACUCAGGAAAAGAAUGUGUCAUUUGCAUGACAGAGGAAAAGAAUACAGCUGUUUUGCCCUGUAGACAUAUGUGUAUGUGUUGUGAUUGUGCCAAGGAGUUGAGGCUUCAAUCGAACAAGUGUCCUAUAUGUCGCCAGCCCAUUCAGGAGAUUCUAGAGAUCAAACUUGAUGAAGAAGGUGAGACCUAGCAAGAGAAGUAUACGUGCAACAAAAUUGAGCUGCAGCUUUCGUAUGAAUGCUCAUCGUCCACAAUUUGAAGUUUGGUAAUCAUAAAUGCUUAUAACAUAUUGUGUAUAGCAAAUUAUACUGUAGACGGUAUAUUCAUUUUUAAAAUUUCUUAAUUUGUUAUCCAGGUUUGUGUUUAAUUUAACUUUGCUUGCAAGUAUUUUGUCGCUCUUUUCAAAAACCACUUUGUUUCCAUGUUUACAUAUCUCUUCGUUGUGUAUACAAUACGUGUAUUAAUGCUGCCUCUGUGAUUGGGAAAGAUGGGUUAUAUUUUUGUAGAGGUAGUGAAGUUGAUACUCGAAUGCUCAAACUUUAUAAUUUACGUACGUAUUUUUGUGAAAAUUACUUUAUA